CCCGUUUAAGUUUUCUUCCUUUCGGAUAAAAUAAGUCCGUUUUAAAUUAAUUAUUUAUUUUAUUUUCGUUCCCGUGCCUAAAAAGAAUGAUUAAACAAUUGACCUAUUCCGACGUUCCAUGUAGACCAAUCGAGCUUAUCAAAACAGGACACGUGGCAUCCAUCUAGACUGGGUCCCACAAGCCCCCCAAAAUAGAAAAAAACCAAUGAACACCCUCCACUAAAAUAUCCCCAAAUUCAAAACUGCCGAAGAACACACAAACAGAGUGCAAAUCAAAAAACGUUCAAACAAUCAUCAAAUUACAAAGCUUUACAAUCACUUCGAAUCCCACGCAUACAUACACACAUACGUACGUAUAAAUCUAUACAUACAAGUAUGCAGCCGCACAUACUUCCUGUAUCCAAUCCCAAUACCCAAUCAUCAUCGUCGUCGACGAUGAAAACCUCGCCGGCAUCAGCUGCAAUGCUGAUCAGAUCUGAAAAUGGUUCCGAUUCAGCAGCGAUGAGGAUUUUCAUGCCGGUUUCUAUUGAGGAGGACAAGAAAAAUGAGACGAAACCGUUCAUUACGAGAACCUCGAGUUACACGGAUGCCGCCGCCGCCGCCGGUGGCGGCGUCAGUGGAGGCAAUUCGAAUUCGUACCAGCAGAAGAGGCGGCGGCGCGUGGCCAGCGAUAACUCCCUCCUGUCACUCACCAACGGCCCUCAGAACCCUCUCCGGGAUGAGGUGGGGAGAGACGCCUCCGAUACUUAUGUGGUUACUCGACUUAGCUUUGAGCUGUUGCGUUAUCUUGGGGUAGGCUAUAGAUGGAUCACCAGAUUUAUUGCACUCGGCUGUUAUUCGUUCCUUCUAUUUCCCGGUUUUCUUCAAGUUGGAUAUCAUUACUUCUUCUCGAAACAAAUACGUAGAGGUAUAGUUUACGGAGACCAGCCCAGAAACAGGCUUGACCUAUAUCUACCGCAAAAUAGUGAAGGACUGAAGCCAGUUGUUGCGUUUAUAACAGGUGGAGCCUGGAUUAUUGGUUAUAAAGCAUGGGGUUCUCUUUUAGGACAACAGUUGGCGGAACGAGAUGUUAUCGUAGCUUGCAUAGAUUACAGGAACUUUCCUCAGGGAACUAUUAGUGAUAUGGUGAAAGAUGCUGCCCAAGGCAUCUCGUUCGUGUGCAAUAAUAUUGCUGAAUAUGGAGGUGAUCCUAACAGAAUAUAUGUCAUGGGACAAUCAGCUGGUGCACACAUAGCUGCUUGUGCUCUAUUAGAUCAAGCAAUCAAAGAGGCUGGUGGACAAAAGACUUCUUGGAGUGUUACUCAAAUAAAAGCUUAUUUCGGUUUAUCCGGAGGGUAUAACUUUUACAGUCUCGUAGAUCACUUUCACAGUCGAGGUCUGUACCGCAGAAUCUUUUUAAGCAUAAUGGAGGGGGAGGAAUCGUUGCGGAAAUAUUCCCCUGAAGUGCUGGUGCAGGAUCCGAACCAUAGGGCUGCGGUUUCUCUGCUACCUCCUAUAAUUCUUUUCCAUGGAACUGCAGAUUAUUCUAUUCCCUCCGAUGCCAGCAAAAGUUUUGCCGAGACUCUUCGAAGCUUGGGAGUUCAAGCAGAGUCGAUUUUAUACGAAGGGAAGACACACACAGAUCUGUUCCUUCAGGAUCCAAUGAGAGGUGGGAUAGAUGAUAUGUUUCAAGAUUUGAUUGCAAUGAUUCAUGCUGGAGAUUCCGAAGCUCUGGCGAAAGAUUCCACAGCGCCUCCGAGAAAGCGUCUCGUACCCGAAUUCAUGUUGAAAUUGGCUCACAGAGUUAGCCCUUUCUGAUCACCAUUUACUUUUUAUUUUUGUAAGCAAUUUAUAGGAAAUACGGAUUUUACUAUAUCUAUUUUAGAAGCUAGAAGUAGAACCAUUGUUUAUAUAUAUAACAUAUUCGUGUUUUUCGAAGAAUUGAUUAUGUACUAUCAGAUUUAUUUCAACUCAAAGAAAAUGAAACAUUUUCACUUCUUUUAACUACAUAAUAUCAUCGUUUUAUUAGGCUAAGCCAUCGACGAAAAACGGUUACAUAAUCACAUGCAAAA
Molecule: messenger RNA, 2051 nt
Organism: Erythranthe guttata (spotted monkey flower)
Lineage: Eukaryota; Viridiplantae; Streptophyta; Magnoliopsida; Lamiales; Phrymaceae
Product: isoprenylcysteine alpha-carbonyl methylesterase ICME
Source: RefSeq, a predicted model, not a curated record